AUGUAUUAUGGAUAUAAUCGUGGACAUCCAGCUCCAGAUGGCAACAGCCGAGGUGCCAGCAGUAUUUUAACCGGGACUCUCACCGAGUCCGUCCGUAGUAGUUCCAGUGGCUGCACUGCGCAGCUCCAGCUUGGAGAUUGCCUCUUCGACUUAACAGACGAUGGCGGCGCAAUAGCAGUCACCUCGUUUCGAUCCAGUGGUGAUGUGAUUGAUGGGGUUACAGAGACGACCCUCGUCGCGCUUAAGACAAUUGUCAAGAAGUUCGCUACGGUUCUGCGAGAAAAGCUGCUGCCCAUUUUGCAGGAAAGGCAGAUAGAUCUCUCGAGUGAGCGUGAUCAAAGCCGAACAUUCGUAGCCGCCUACCUCACAACAGGUUUCAAUCGCGUCGUGAUGCAG
Mesocestoides corti is the source of this 396-nucleotide messenger RNA. Lineage: Eukaryota; Metazoa; Platyhelminthes; Cestoda; Cyclophyllidea; Mesocestoididae. The record is from the annotation of a GenBank genome assembly.